Molecule: messenger RNA, 3464 nt
Organism: Thamnophis sirtalis
Lineage: Eukaryota; Metazoa; Chordata; Lepidosauria; Squamata; Natricidae
Gene: POSTN
Product: periostin
Biological process (GO): extracellular matrix organization; cell adhesion
Cellular component (GO): extracellular matrix
Molecular function (GO): cell adhesion molecule binding
Source: RefSeq, a predicted model, not a curated record
UUCUCUUCUCAGACGCUCAAGAAACAGAGAGACAGAAACAUGGACUUCCUGUGGGUUGCUACAGUCACUAUUUGUUUCAUGCCAGUUUUUCAUCUAGCAGAAUCUUACACUGCUCAUUAUGACAAGAUUUUGACCCACAGUCGAAUCAGGGCACGUGAUCAAGGGCCAAAUGUCUGUGCUCUCCAGCAAGUUAUGGGAACCCAUAAGAAAUAUUUCAGCACAUGCAGGAACUGGUACCAGGGAGCCAUCUGUGGAAAGAAAGCGACGGUUUUAUAUGAGUGCUGCCCUGGCUAUAUGAAGAUGGAAGGAGAACGAGGCUGUCCUGCAGUGGCUCCAAUAGACCACAUAUUUGGUACUUUGGGCAUAGUAGGAGCUACCUCCACUCAACGUUAUUCUGAGAUGUCGAAACUGAAGGAAGAAAUUGAAGGACCUGGCUCUUACACAUUAUUUGCACCAAGCAAUGAAGCUUGGAAUCUUUUAGAUCGUGAAAUCUACAGUGGUCUGAUUGAAAAUGUAAACAUCGAACUGUAUAAUGCUCUCCACAACCAUAUGGUAAACAAACGGAUGUUGACAAAGGACCUUCGGAAUGGCAUGACUCUGGUGUCUAUGUACAACAAUCAAAACCUGCAUAUAAAUCACUAUCCCAAUGGGGUUGUGACUGUUAAUUGUGCCAGAAUCACCCAUGGCAAUCAAAUUGCUACAAAUGGUGUUGUUCAUGUAAUUGAUCGUGUGCUAACUCCAGUUGGUAAUACUAUUCAAGACUUCAUUGAAUCUGAAGAUGAUCUCUCGUCUCUCAAAGCUGCUGCCUCUACAUCAGAUGUAAUGGAAACUUUAGGGAAGCCUGGGCAUUAUACACUUUUUGCACCUACUAAUGAAGCUUUUGAGAAACUUCCACGUGGAACCUUGGAAAGAAUAAUGAGAGACAAGGUGGCUUCUGAAGCUCUGAUAAAGUUCCACAUUUUAAAUACUCUUCAGUGUUCUGAAGCCAUCAUGGGUGGGGCAGUCUUUGAGACCAUGGAAGGGAAUACAAUUGAAAUUGGCUGUGAUGGUGAAAGCUUGUUGAUCAAUGGAGUCAAAAUGGUGAACCGAAAAGACAUUGUGACAAGUAAUGGUGUCAUUCAUCUCAUAGAUCAAGUGCUUAUUCCUGAUUCAGCUAAACAAGUUAUUGAACUUGCUGGCCCCCACCAAGCUACCUUCAAGGACUUGGUGGCUCAGGUUGGCUUGGCUGCAGCUCUACGGCCAGAAGAAGAAUAUACCCUGUUAGCUCCAUUGAAUGGGGCUUUUUCUGAUGACACUUUAAAUAUGGAUCAGAGAAUCCUUAAACUGAUUCUGCAGAAUCACAUUUUGAAAGUGAAAGUUGGCUUGAAUGAUCUCUACAAUGGACAAUUCUUGGAAACACUAGGAGGAAAGAAGCUAAGGGUAUUUCUAUAUCGAACAGCUGUGUGUAUUGAAAAUUCAUGCAUGAUUCGAGGAAGCAAAGAGGGAAGAAAUGGAUUUAUCCAUAUUUUUAGGCAAAUAAUCAAACCAGCAGAAAGAACUCUGCAUGAAAUAUUGCGAUCUGACAAACGAUUCAGCACUUUCCUUAGUCUUGUGGAAGCUGCAGGCUUAGAAGAGAUUCUGUCCCAGCCUGGUGAUUGGACUUUCUUUAUUCCAACCAAUGAUGCUUUCAAAGGCUUGACUGAACAAGAAAAAGAGAUUCUGAUAAGAGACCAAAAUGCUCUUAGGAAUAUUUUGCUUUAUCAUUUGAUACAAGGAGUUUUCAUUGCAAAUGGAAUUGAACCUGGUGUGACUAGCAUUCUUAAAACUAUCCAAGGUGGCAAACUAUAUUUGAAAAUGAUAAAUGACACUCUUCUGGUAAAUGAACUGAAAUCAAAAGAAUCUGAUCUCAUGGCAACUAAUGGUGUGAUUCAUGUCAUAGACAAGCUUCUGUAUCCUGCAGAUAUGCCAGUUGGAAAUGAUCAGCUCCUUGCAAUUCUCAGAAAAUUGAUUAAGUACAUUCAGAUCAAGUUUAUCCGUGGUAGCACAUUUAAAGAAAUUCCACUAACAUUUUACAAUAUUAAAAAGAUUACAAGGGUAGUUGGUGGUUCCACAAUUCGAAAGGAGAUUGAAGUGCCAUCCAUUACAAAGUUCACCAAAGUGAUUGAAGGGGAGCCAGAAUUUAAGCUGGUCAGGGAAGGAGAGACAAUAACUAAAGUGAUUCAUGGAGAGCCUAAAAUUAAAAAAUACACAAAAAUAAUUGAUGGGCAUCCUGUGGAAGUGACUGAAAAAGAGGUGACUGAAGAAAGAAUUAUUCAAGGCCCUGAACUGAAAUAUACUCGAAUCACUGCUGGUGGAGGAACAGAUAAUGAAGAGACUCUUAAGAAAUUGCUAGAGGAAGCUGGAUCUGAGUACACUAAAGUUACUAAAAGGAUUGAAGGAGAGCCACAGAUUAUUGAAACAGAAAUAAAGAAAAUUCAUCUGGAAGACAUCCCAGUAAGAAAAGUACAGUCAUCUAGAAGGGCACAAGGAUCACUACGGAGAAAAACAAGACUUGUCAGACCUGGCACAAGAAGACAAAAUCCACAGAAAGAGAACUGAAAAAGCUUUGAAAAAUUUAAACAAAUUUUAAAAAAUUAACAAGGGAAAAUUGUUUACUAACUCAUGUGUUCGCAUUAGGGUAUAGUACUCGCUAUUGAAUAAAAUCUCACAAAUCUUUAUGUGUUAGAAAAAAUAAAUUUAGAAUUAUCUGUUUUCUAUGAAUAACUGAUUAGAGUAGAUGUUCUGAAAGUAUGCAAACACAGAUAAGUUCCAUUGAUUUUGGUGGAUCUUAUUUCUGAGCCAUUGUAUAUUAAAUAACCUGAAAAGAAUAUAUGUAUGUGUAUCUCCAUUAUAUCAUUUAUGUACAGAAGACAACUAUAAUGUUUCUGAAACAUUUUCCUUAAAAAUAAAAAACAACCUUAUUUGAAUAAUUACUUCUGUUGGGAAGUAAUAUAAAAUUUAGAAUUCAUUUGAAAAUGUUUAUCUAUAAGGCUAUGUAUUAAUACUAUUAAUACUAUAUUUAUAUAUAUAUAUAUAAAAGAUACUAUUAAUCAUUAUUAACAUGGGGUUGUUUGUAAAUUGUCAUUUUUAAUUACCUUAUUUGCUUAUUCUUCCAUAUUUUAAUAUUACAUAUAGCCUUGUAAAUGAAAUAACAAAUUUAAUCGAGGUGCCUUAAUUCUGCUGUGUUUUGUCAAAAAAAAUUCAGAGUUCCUUUCUCGAAUUCUAGUUUGAGAAUUUUUUUUCCAAUAACGGGUGUGAAUUAUUAUUUUUAGUAAAAAAAAAAGACAUGAGAUUUUCUGGAUGGCCAAGGAUGGGGGUUGGGAGGCCUGUUAUUUUUCUGAUUCCUUAUAUAUAGUUUCAAGCUGUGUUUCUAGAAAGUCUAGAGUUCUGCAGUGAGAUCUGAAACAGCCAACUACACACAAAAAGGCCUAAUACUUCAAGGAGCA